Molecule: messenger RNA, 3445 nt
Organism: Paramisgurnus dabryanus
Lineage: Eukaryota; Metazoa; Chordata; Actinopteri; Cypriniformes; Cobitidae
Product: muscle M-line assembly protein unc-89-like
Source: RefSeq, a predicted model, not a curated record
AGAAGAAACAGAGGAGGAAGAAGAAAAAAGAAGACGGAAGACAUUUUGAAGUAGACGAUGGUGUUGUUAGAGUCGUUUUUAUCUGCUAGAGUCUAGAGUCUUCUGCAUGUUGCUAGAUUUUUGGGAUAUUUGGAAACCUAAAGUGAUAGUUUUCUUUCUCGUAUUUGAUAUAAAUCUAUAAAUAAUCAUUGAGGCUUCAGCAGGCUUAUAUUAGCAAUCUUUGCCAGUGUGGGUGCGGCUCACGCUAAUAGUCGACAAUCCAUCGAGAUUUUGCAUUUACGACAUUGACGGAAUAUCUUCAUUAAAUUUGUUGCUGGAAUCAACUGCAUCAUGGAGAACAUUUUAAAAGACGUUAUUGUAUAUUUACUCCUCUGCGGUGUGUUUGGUGAUCCAGAUAAAGUGACUUCAGUGUAUGAGGGAGACUAUGUUACCCUACCAACUAAUACUACUAUACAGAGAGAUGACAAGAUAAUGUGGAGGUUUGAAGAAGCAGGCUCUCCCAAUCUUCUAGUUCAAAUGCUUGGAAAUAGGAUCUCGUAUAAUGAUUUUGUUGAUGGAAGAUUUAAAGACAGACUGCAGAUAUUAGACAGUAAGAGUGGAGAUCUCACCAUCAAGAACAUGAGAACCAAACACACUGGACUCUAUGAAGCAGAGAUCAACACCGGCACUGGAACAUCAUACAAGAGAUUCAGAGUUGUUGUCAAAGAGUCUCCUUCUGUUAUUAAUGCUGGACCAAGUGGAGUAGCAUCUUUUACAGUGAUGGAGGGUGAAUCUGUUAUUUUACCCUGUAAUGUUCAAACACAGAGAGAUGCUCUGAUACUGUGGAGGUUUGGAGAUGAAAGUGUUCUCAUAGCUGAAGUUGAUAUGGAGGACAAUAAAUCUUCAGUAUAUGAUGGCACUGAUGGGAGUUUCAGAGACAGACUGAAGCUGAAUGAUCAAACUGGAGAUCUCAUCAUCACUAACAGCAAACCUGAACACAGUGGACUUUAUCAGCUGAAGGUCAGCAGUAACAAACAAACCUUAUACAAGACAUUCAGUAUUACUGUCAGGGGAGCUGGUUUGUCUUCAGGUGCUGUAGCAGGAAUAUGUGUUUUCUUCCUCCUGGUUAUUUUGGCUGGUACUGCUGUGGGUGUAUUUUUGUAUCGCCGUAAGAAAGAAACAGUUAUAAUGCCAGUGUUUGAAGGAGAUCCUGUCAUUCUACAUGGUGCUGAUAGUGAACUACAGCCAGGGGCUCAGAUAGAGUGGAAGUUUAAAGAUCAAGUGAUUAUGACUGGAGAGAUGAAAAAGGGCAAAGGGAUCCAUGUAACUCAUCUUGAUGAUCAGCAAUUCAAUGUCAGACUGGAAUUGAAUCCUUAUUUUGGAUCUCUUAUCAUCAAAAACAUUUCAAAGGAGAACAUGGGACUCUAUGAAGGAAACAUCACCUACAAUAAAGAAACAUCACGCACCAAAUUCCAAGUUAAUGUGAUUGAUAAAAUUGUGUCAGUGUCUGAAGGAGAUCCUGUCAUUCUACAUGCUGCUAAAAGUGAAGUACAGCCAGGGGCUCAGAUUGAGUGGAAGUUUGAUGGUCGUGUGAUUAUAACUGGAGUGAUGAACAAGGAUAAAGGGAUCAAUGUAAUUAAUAGGAAUGAUCAGCAAUUCAAAGACAGACUGAAUUUGAAUAAUGCAGUUGGAUAUCUCACUAUCAAUAAAGUUUCUAAGAAGGACACUGGACUCUAUGAAGUAAACAUCACCAAAGAUGAACAAACAUCACGCUUUAAAUUACAUGUUAAAGUGACAGGCAUAGAUCCUUUAAACCGCCUGCAAGGAGAUAUGACAGUGACUGAAGGAGAUCCUGUCACUAUACCCGGUGAUGAAAGUGAAGUACAGCCAGGGGUUCAGAUAGUGUGGACGUUUAACAAUCGUGUGAUUAUAACUGGAAGGAAGACAAACGACGAAGGGAUCUGUAUAACUUAUAAUGAUGAUCAGCAAUUCAAAGACAGACUGGAAUUGAAUCCUAAUGUUGGAUCUCUCAUCAUCAAUAACGUUUCAAUGAAGGACUCUGGAUACUAUGAAAUAAUGAUCGCCAACGAUGAAGAAACAUCACGCACCAGAAUCAGAUUUAGAGUGAUUGUUUCAGCAAGAACCAAUAGAAAUGAACCGACGGCUGUAGUUCCUCUGUUGAAUAAAGCAGAAGUUUGAUAAGGUGAUAGAUGCUCAACGUCAUGAGUGAUUCAUCAUCAACAUCUACAGUAACAAUUCAGUUUUACUGCAUUCAUGAUCUGUUCUGCUAAAAUAAGAAAUUAACCCUUUGUGUGCUCUUGAGCUCAAGUGAUAAAACCUUUUUAAGGUUUAUGAUAAUAAACAGUGAAAUCAACUUUCAUUUAUUUGCCGUCCACAUUGAUCAAUGAUCAGAAUGUGUUUGUUUGUUUUAUUUUAUUACAUUUAUAUGUCAUAUCUGUUACUCACCUCCCAUCAUAUUAACAGUUUGACUCUGAUAUCUUUGAUAUUGUGUGAUUAUAAACAGUAUUACUUUAAUAUCUGAUGAUGAUGAGGAUGAUGAUAUACAUUACAUACAGUAAGAUGAUCUGUGUGUACACCUGUAGUCUUUCUCUAACCUGACAAUCUGAUUUUCUGUUAAACAUCAAAAACAAAUUCAUGUUGAUCUGUGUGUUCAGUAAAGCUGAUAAUCUGUCUUUAUUAUUAUGAAGGAGAUUAUAAAAGUUCAGUGUGUAUUUACAUCAUUGAUAAACAUUUUACGUUAUUUAGUGCCAAUUCACUUUGAGGUUUUGAUGUUUUUAUUAUUCAAGUUCAUAUUCAUUUAGUUUUAUAUUUUUCAUUAUAUUUUGCUACAUUAACUACUAGUUAUGCUUAAAUAUGUUUCCUUAAGUAAAUAUGUUCUGUGAUCAGAUCUGAAUGUAAAAUUGUAAAUAUGAAUUCAGACUCUCAGUACAGAUAAAAAAAAAACUUUCAUAGCACUUGACUGACUAACACAACUGAUUUUACUCAUAAGAUAACUAAUCUUACUAAACUGCACCAAAGUUUCUGCUUUAGGUUUGUAAUCCUGUAUUAAAUCUGACUUGUAGUGUGUUGAGAUACAUGAAUCUUUUCUGCUUGUUAUGAAUCUCUUUUUUUCCACUUUACAGCAUGUAACCGUCAUUUAAAUGAAUACAUAUACAUGUAACCGUAUUGAUAAAGUUAGUUUUGUCUAAUCAUUUCAGUUCUCGAGUGGAUAAACGCUGAUUAUCUUGCUUUUAAAGGGAUAGUUCACCCAAAAAUAAAAAUUCUGUCAUCAUUUACUCACUUUCAUGUUGUUACAAACCUGUAUAUAUUUCUUUGUUCUGAUGAACACAAAGGAAGAUAUUUUGAGAUGUUUGUAAUCAAACGGUUUGUGGACCCCAUUUACUUCCACAAUAUUAUUUUAUUCCUACUAUGGAAGUGAUUGGGGUCCAUGAACGAUUUGGUUACA